Messenger RNA from Anisakis simplex (herring worm), 249 nucleotides. The record is from the annotation of a GenBank genome assembly. Lineage: Eukaryota; Metazoa; Nematoda; Chromadorea; Rhabditida; Anisakidae.
AUGGCCGUACCUCAAGGAUACCAAGUUGUCGGUGGUGGACAUCAGCCCAGUUGUUGGACAAAACUGAAACUCGGCUUCAUGAUGGGUGCCGUUAUUGGUGGAGCUACUGGUGUGUUGCUGGGUUCAUUUGCUGCAUUCAGGAUGGGUUUACGAGGCCGAGAAAUGUUACAACAGGUCGGCAAAAUCGCCGCUCAGUCGGGUGGUUCAUUUGGUGUAUUUAUGAUGGUUGCACAAGGAUUGAGAUGCUAA